GUGGGAAGAGUUUCCCGGUCACUGUCCGAUUGCUGGAGCCGGGAAAGUUGCCAUGUCCACCGAUUCGGCGAAGAAGAGGAAAACCAAAGUGAUUCGGAGUGACGGCGGAGCGGUGGAGAAGGAGAGCAGGAAGACUCGGGGUGAUGGUGACCAGGAGAGUAAAGUUUAUAGUGAAGAAGCGGAAGUGGAGACACGAGAUCCCGCUAAAGACUAUGAUAUGUUCAAGAAAACCUGUGAGGAUCUCCAAAGGCUGAUGGCUGAGAUUCAUGAACUGAAGAGUAAAGGAGGAAAAGAUGCUUCAGCAGAGAUUGACGAACGGCGGAUCCAGAGCUGUAUUCAUUUCAUGACUCUAAAGAAGUUAAACCGUUUGGCUCAUAUCAGGUUAAAAAAGGGUCGCGAUCAAACUCACGAGGCCAAACAGAAAGUGGAUGCUCUUCAUCUUCAACUUCAGAAUCUUCUCUAUGAGGUGAUGCAUCUUCAAAAGGAAAUCACCAAAUGCUUAGAGUUCAAAUCAAAACAUGAAGAGAUUGACUUGGUGGAUGUAGAGGAAUUCUAUAAAGAGGCCCCCUCAGACAUUAGCAAGCCUAUGCUCACCAUGAAUGAUCCACAUCAGCAGACUCUGUCACGCUUGGACUGGGAACUUGAACAGCGUAAAAGGUUGGCUGAAAAGUAUAAAGAAUCACUAGCAAACAAAGAGAAAAUUCGAAAAGACAUUGAAAUCAAAAAAGAAUAUUUAAAUAGUCUUCAGCCAAGGCUCAACACUAUUAUGCAGGCAUCUUUACCAGUCCAAGAGUAUCUUUCCAUGCCCUUUGACCAAACUCAUAAACAAUACGAAAUAGCUAGACACCUGCCUCCUCCGUUAUAUGUGCUGUACGUUCAGGCAAAUUCAUAUGGGCAAGCUUGUGCUCAGAUGAACAAGGCCUCCCAGCCCUAUGGGCGGGAUAAGAAUCUUACAGUAGCUAUUGAUGGGGAUGUUGAAGAAGCCAAGGCACUUGCAAGACCGCCAGAGGACUCCCAAGAUGAUGAAAGUGACUCCGAUGCAGAGGAGGAGCAGACAACAACAAAACGUCGCCGUCCGACUCUUGGCCUGCAACUGGACGACAAGCGUAGAGAAAUGUUAAAACGGCACCCUCUGUCCGUUACUUUAGACCUAAAAAACAAAGAUGGCAGUGUCCUUCACCUUUAUUUCUACUAUUUGAUGAGCCUCAAUAUAAUGACCGUCAAAACUAAAGUGACCACAGCUACUGAAAUGUCCGUAGCUAUCAGUGCAGGAGAUCUGUUGUCUCCAGCCUCAUUGUUGAGUUGCUUGUAUCCUGGAGACCAUGGUAAGAAGACUCCAAAUCCUGCAAAUCAUUAUCAAUUUGAUAAAGUUGGUAUCUUAACAUUCAGUGACUACAUUGGAGAGCUGGGACAUCCCUAUGUUUGGGUUCAAAAACUUGGAGGACUGCAUUUUCCAAAGGAUCAGCCACAAAAAUUUGUAAUGGCUGACAAUUCUGUAAGCGCCAGUCACAUGGAAACUACAAUAAAAUUGUUGCGUGUGAGGUUACAAUCCCGACUGGCUCUGCAGAAACAGUUUGCUUCAUUAGAGCAUAGUAUUGUGCCGAUAUCCAGUGAAUGUCAGCAUCUUUUCCCAGUUAAGGUCAUAGCUAGAUUGAUCAAAUGGUGUGCCAUUUCGUAUGAGGAUUAUGUGGCUCUGCCUUUUACCAAGCAUGUCGUUGAAGCAGGCAUGGCCCAAGAGACUGACCUAUUCUUUUCAGCUUUGAUAGAACGAGGGACGGCUAAGCUCCAUGCAGCAAUAGUGUUGAAUCCUGGUUAUUCUACCAUCCCCCCUAUCUUCAGUCUCUGUUUAAAUUGGAAGGGAGAGAAAUCAAGUCGUAAUGAUGAUAAUCUAAAGGCGAUAGAGGGCGAGGUUAAUGUAUGCUUCAAGGAAUUGCUGGGUCCCAAACCAGGACAUCAACUCCUGACAAAUCAGAUCCAGCGUUUAUGUAUGUGUCUGGAUGUUUACUUGGAAACGGAGACCCAUGAUAACAGUGUGGAAGGGCCAAAAGAAUUCCCACGAGAGAAGAUGUGCCUGCGCCUUGUCCGAGGUCCUAAUCGAAUCAAGCCUUUCAAAUACAAUCAUCCACAGGGAUUCUUCACACACCGGUGAAGCAGCAGUAAUUGAAUGGAGUUUCUACAUGCAGCUGUGCCUGUUAACUAUCUGAUGGAUCCUCCACAACAAUUUAAAUUUAAAUGUGGAUGAGGAAAACUACGAGCAUCAGUAUUACAGCUCUGGAGUUUGUAAAUUGGGUGAAUAAACUUAAAGGCACCAUAAUUUGUUGCAGAAGCUGUCUUUUGUCUCCCAAGAUUGAAUAUAUUUGCAACUUAAUUUUAGUAUGAACUAUUUUUGAGGAUAUUUGGCAUUUGUUGUACAAAUCUUUUUCAUUUGUCAUUGAAACUGAAUUCUACAUGAACUUAUGUCUACUUGUUACAGUCUAAAUUAAAAGUGACAGUUUUGAUUGGUAUUUUUAA
This is a messenger RNA of Hemiscyllium ocellatum (epaulette shark), 2511 nucleotides long. It is a transcript of the gene thoc5, whose product is annotated as THO complex 5. Gene Ontology annotation, cellular component: THO complex part of transcription export complex. Gene Ontology annotation, biological process: positive regulation of DNA-templated transcription, elongation; mRNA export from nucleus. Bases 53 to 2149 code for a protein of 698 amino acids. The record is from RefSeq and is a predicted model, not a curated record. NCBI's taxonomy places the organism in Eukaryota, Metazoa, Chordata, Chondrichthyes, Orectolobiformes, Hemiscylliidae. Gene Ontology annotation, molecular function: mRNA binding. The transcript is spliced from 20 exons.